Molecule: messenger RNA, 3680 nt
Organism: Nestor notabilis (Kea)
Lineage: Eukaryota; Metazoa; Chordata; Aves; Psittaciformes; Psittacidae
Gene: IPO8
Product: importin 8
Exons: 24
Biological process (GO): protein import into nucleus
Cellular component (GO): cytosol; nuclear envelope
Molecular function (GO): small GTPase binding
Source: RefSeq, a predicted model, not a curated record
UCCUACAAGAUCAUCAAUUUUGCUCCAAGUCUACUGCAAAUUAUAGUAUCUGAUCAGGUUGAAUUUCCAGUGCGUCAAGCAGCUGCCAUUUACCUGAAGAACAUGGUGACACAGUACUGGCCGGACCGUGAACCACCUCCUGGAGAAGCAGUAUUUCCAUUCAACAUUCAUGAGAAUGAUCGUCAGCAGAUUCGUGAUAACAUUGUAGAAGGAAUAAUUCGCUCUCCUGACUUAGUGAGAGCCCAGUUGACAAUGUGCCUCCGUGCUAUCAUUAAACAUGACUUUCCUGGCCAUUGGACAGCCGUGGUAGACAAGAUAGGCUACUACUUGCAGUCUCAAAACAGUGGGAGCUGGCUUGGGAGCCUCCUGUGCCUGUAUCAGCUGGUGAAGACUUACGAAUACAAAAAAGCAGAGGAGCGAGAUCCUCUCAUAGCAGCAAUGCAAAUAUUUUUGCCUCGGAUUCAGCAGCAGAUGAUCCAGCUUCUGCCUGAUAACUCCCAUUACUCUGUACUGCUUCAGAAGCAAAUCUUAAAAAUCUUCUAUGCUCUUGUUCAGUAUGCAUUGCCGCUCCAGUUGGUGAAUAACCAGACUAUGACUCAGUGGAUGGAGAUCUUCCGUACUAUCAUUGAUAGAAAUGUACCUCCAGAGACUUUGCAAAUUGAUGAAGACGAUAGACCGGAGCUGGUGUGGUGGAAAUGCAAGAAGUGGGCAUUGCAUAUUGUAGCUCGGCUUUUUGAAAGGUAUGGAAGUCCUGGGAAUGUGACUAAAGAAUACUUUGAAUUCUCAGAGUUUUUUUUAAAAACCUACGCUGUGGGCAUACAGCAGGUUCUUUUGAGAAUCUUAGACCAAUACAGGCAAAAAGACUAUGUUGCGCCACGUGUUCUGCAGCAAACAUUAAAUUAUCUGAACCAGGGGGUUAUCCACUCUGUAACAUGGAAGCAAAUGAAGCCACACAUACAGAGUAUAACAGAAGAAGUGAUAUUCUCUCUAAUGUGCUACAAAGAUGAGGAUGAGGAGCUAUGGCAAGAGGAUCCAUAUGAAUAUAUCCGCAUGAAAUUCGAUGUAUUUGAGGAUUAUGCAUCCACUACAACAGCAGCACAGAAUCUCCUUUAUACUGCUGCGAAGAAGAGAAAAGAGGUACUACCAAAAAUGAUGGCAUAUUGCUACCAGAUUCUGACAGAACCAAACAUUGAUCCAAGGAAAAAAGAUGGAGCUUUGCAUGUUAUAGGAUCCCUAGCAGAUAUUUUACUAAAGAAGAGUGUCUUCAAGGAUCAAAUGGAGCUGAUGUUACAGAAUCAUGUUUUUCCAUUGUUCAUGUCUAACUUGGGGUACCUCAGAGCUAGAUCCUGUUGGGUACUUCAUUCAUUCAGUGCUUUGGAAUUUCACAAUGAGCUAAAUUUGAGGAAUGCAGUAGAGCUGGCAAAGAAGAGCCUGAUUGAAGAUAAGGAAAUGCCUGUCAAAGUAGAAGCAGCCAUAGCUCUUCAGACGUUAAUAAGCAACCAAGAGCAAGCCAAGGAAUAUGUGAAGCCUUAUGUAAGGCCAGUUAUGCAAGAGCUCUUGCACAUUGUUAGAGAGACGGAAAACGACGAUCUUACUAAUGUAAUCCAGAAGAUGAUCUGUGAGUACAGUCAGGAGGUAGCUACUAUCGCUGUUGACAUGACUCAGCACCUGGCUGAAAUAUUUGGUAAAGUACUUCAGAGUGAGGAAUAUGAAGAAGUAGAGGACAAAACAGUUAUGGCCAUGGGCAUCUUGCACACCAUUGACACAAUCCUGACAGUUGUGGAAGAUCACAAGGAGAUAACUCAACAGCUUGAGAGCAUUUGUUUACAGAUUAUUGGCCUUGUUUUGCAGAAACAUGUUAUAGAGUUUUAUGAAGAAAUUCUCUCACUGGCCUACAGCUUGACAUGCCAGAUGAUUUCACCUCAGAUGUGGCAGCUUUUGGGUGUUCUAUAUGAAGUUUUCCAGCAGGAUUGCUUUGAGUACUUUGCAGAUAUGAUGCCUCUCUUGCAUAAUUAUGUGACCAUUGACACUAAUACUUUACUGUCUAACCCAAAGCAUUUAGAAAUCAUUUAUGCUAUGUGUAAAAAGGUAUUAACAGGAGAUGCAGGAGAAGAUGCAGAGUGCCAUGCAGCCAAACUCCUAGAAGUAAUUGUUCUUCAAUGCAAAGGACGGGGUAUUGACCAGUGUAUUCCACUCUUUGUGGAGGCUGUUCUGGAUCGAUUAACUAGGGGAGUUAAAACAAGCGAGCUUCGUACCAUGUGUCUUCAGGUUGCCAUAGCUGCACUCUACUACAAUCCUGACCUACUUCUGCACACCUUAGAGAACAUCAGAUUUCCACACAAUCCUGAGCCCAUCACUGCACAGUUCAUAAACCAGUGGAUGAAUGACACAGACUGUUUUCUUGGACUCCAUGACAGAAAGAUGUGCAUAAUAGGACUGAGCAUCCUAAUGGAAUUGCAGAACCGACCGCCUGCAGUGGAUGCUGUGGCUGCCCAGAUUGUCCCUUCAAUCCUCCUCCUCUUCCUGGGCUUAAAACAAGUUUGUGCCUCACGAGAACUCACAGAACAUGAGGAUCAUGCUAAAGAUGAAAAACACGUUGCAGAAGAUAAUGAAGAGAUACCAAGUGAUGAGGAGGAGGCAAAUGAAGUGAGCCAGGCAAUGCAAGAGAACCAUAGUGGAGGAGGAGGAGGAGGUGGUGGAGGAGGAGAGGAAGAGGAUGAAGAUGAUGAUGAUGAUGACUGGGAUGAAGACGCAUUGGAAGAGACUGCUCUUGAAGGAUUCAGCACACCUCUUGACCUUGAAAAUGGUGUUGAUGAAUACCAGUUUUUUACGCAAGCACUUCUAACGGUGCAGAGCCGAGAUGCAGCCUGGUACCAUUCGCUGACAGCACCACUGAGUGAGGAUCAGAAGAAACAGCUGCAGGAAAUUUAUACAUUAGCAGAACACCGACGAAAUGCUGCAGAGACUAAGACAAUAGAACAACAAAGUGGUUACACAUUUGACAACAAAGGACUGAUCACAGCAUUUAACUUUGCUGGAAGUACUACCGGUGGCAACUGAAGGAUCAGCUACAAAGGUCAAUGGAAAGGGUCUCAUCUUUACAUUUUCUUGAAAUCAUCGUGACUUCUGAGUGAUAGGGGAGGGUAAUUUAAUGCUGCUGAAGGUUUUCUGGAAAAUAGCAGUGUGCUUCCCCCACCAGAAUGCUCUUUCUAACCAGCUACUGUAAUGUACAAAUUCUUGUGGUGUUUUUAUAAUUUGAUGGAUGGAAAGGAAACAUUUGUCCUCAAGGAAACCGAAUGACUGGGAGGAGCCAGGCUGCAUCUGAUUGAGUUGCACUUCUCAGGUUUUUGCUGUGCAGAAUUGAUAGAUUCAUAUGGAUAACAGUGCCUUCUGUUGUACAUGGAUUGCCUGAACAAAUGGAUUUUGGAGUGCAUUAUAAUUUUUUAAGUGUAAGGACAUUUCUUGGUACACUGUAAGCCUUGGUUCCAUGUUUUCCAGUCAUCUGCUUUUUACUACUCGGUUCAGUUGUUUGUCAGUUGCAUAUGCAUUGCUGGAUUCAGAAUAUUAUCUCAUCUUCUCUGUUUGGUGCACACCAAAUGUGUAGAGGGAAGUGUCUGUUGGAGUUGCAGAGCAUACACUGGUUAUGUCAAAGGGUCUUAACAAAAUUGCAGAUUUUCCCU